CACCACUAUAAAUAUAUCCCUUCACUCUCAACCAGAGAGGGUAGCCGCACCACACCUGAAACAGAGGCAGCCCUUUUGGGCUGCUCUCUCUCUCUCCUCUCCUCCUCCUCCAUUUUUCAUAAUAGUUUUAGUUUUCUUUUGGGUAUUCAUAGAAUUUCUCACACAAGAUUCAAGGAUCUAUCAAAAGGCUUAACCUCUACAAGAUUCAAAAAUUGGGUGCAUAUUUCUUAUCAUAUUGAGUUAUGGAUCAAUGGAGCUAUGGAUGGGAUGACCCAAGGGGAUAUGAGCAAGGAAGUUUCUAUGGUGGAGGUCAUCAAGUGUGGAAUUCUCAUGUGAUCGGUUCUAUGUCUUCUUGCAAUGAAACUUGUGCUUUGUGUAAUUCUCCGUGGCAUUCAUCUUUUGAGUGCUCUUUGAGAUUUGAAUGCCCAAAUUUUAUGCAAGAGUGUGAGUACGGGAUGGGCAUGUAUCAAGAGACAUUUGUACCCGAUGCAUAUCCACAAGAAGAAGCUUAUGAGCCUAGUAAGGAAUUCGUUAAAGGACUACUAGCUCAAUUGCAAGCCUCCCGAGAUAUUUUACAAGCCUCUCAAGUUAGGAUUUCACAAGAGACCAUGGUGUCCGAAGGAUAUCCUCAUGAGCAAGCGUAUGAGUCUAGGAAGCCUUCUCUUGAAGAAUUGCUAGCUCAAUUGCAAGCGUCCCAAGCUCGAUUGCAAGCUUCUCAAGAAAUACUUAUACAUACCAAUGAGCAACUUGAGACCAGUCUUGCACAAGAGCCACCCUUCACCAUUUAUGAGCAUAAAUCUUUCUUUGACCAAGUGGAGCCUAUUUCAAGAGAAGAAGUGUAUAUCGAGCAUCUUGAGUAAGAAUCCUUUAUGCAAGUUGAGAAUGAUGAUAGUGAUGUUGAUGUACAAGAAA
Molecule: messenger RNA, 912 nt
Organism: Rosa chinensis
Lineage: Eukaryota; Viridiplantae; Streptophyta; Magnoliopsida; Rosales; Rosaceae
Exons: 2
Coding region: 243-860 (205 amino acids)
Source: RefSeq, a predicted model, not a curated record